AUGUCAUCAUCUGUCACUGUAAAUGUUCUUGCUCUGAGUAUCUGCACACACAAAGCGUAUCAGUCGAUGAAAGAGAGAAAUGUGGAUGAUGGACACAUCGUAAACAUAAACGGCAUGUGCGGACAUCGUGUAAUUACCAAUCCUGAUCUACAUUUCUACACCGCCACAAAGUAUGCUGUAACCACUCUGACAGAGGGCCUGCGGCAGGCGCUGCGUGUAGAAAACAGCCAUAUCCGAGCCACAGGUAUUUCUCCCGGUUUGGUGGAGACAGAAUUUUUGUCACGGUUCUACAAAAACAAUCCUUAUAAAAGCACCUGGUGCAUACUCUGCAUACAAGUAACAGAUGUUGCCAAUGCUGUUACGUAUGUGCUCAGUGCCCCUCUUCAUGUUCAAAUCGGAGAUGUUCGGAUGCAAGGUACGGAGCAGGUUUAG
Neolamprologus brichardi is the source of this 432-nucleotide messenger RNA. The record is from RefSeq and is a predicted model, not a curated record. Lineage: Eukaryota; Metazoa; Chordata; Actinopteri; Cichliformes; Cichlidae.